This is a messenger RNA of Acaulospora morrowiae, 903 nucleotides long. NCBI's taxonomy places the organism in Eukaryota, Fungi, Glomeromycota, Glomeromycetes, Diversisporales, Acaulosporaceae. The record is from the annotation of a GenBank genome assembly.
AUGGUAGAGACGCGAAGUAGCAAAUUCAAAAAGAGUCAAGAAAAGAACACUUUUAACCGUGAAGCAUCACCUAAGCGUGCCUUUGAUACAACGAUCUUGGAAUCAACGAAACACGUGCAUACGGACGAUACAACUAAUGAAGAUUCACUGGUCAAAAACUCCGAAAUUUUCGGAGAGAACGAAAUGAUCCUUUCUAAUAUCCGUUCCUAUCUUUUGUCGAAGGCCUCCAAGAAAUAUGCUGCAUAUCUCGCAAAAUACCUUAGGAUUGCGGAAUAUGGUGAAGGAGACGUAUUGAUAGGUGUCAGGGCACCAGAAAUUCGUGCAUUGUCGAAAAGUUUAGGAUUUCUUCCUUUUCUUGUUCUAAAAAACCUUAUCAAAUCAAAAUAUCACGAGGAGAGAUUGCUGGCGGUUAUCAAUAUGAAGGAAAAGUAUAAAAAUUCCAAUGAUCUUGUAAUGCGUGAACGCAUUUUUAACUUUUUUGUUGAGGAAAGGAAAGGCAUCAACAAUUGGGAUUUAGUGGAUUCGUCCGCAAGUCAAAUAGUAGGCGCACAUUUAAGAGACAAUCCAAAUUUAAAACGCUCGUGGCUAUUCGAUAAACUUGUAAAAUCGACACGACUUUGGGAUCGAAGAAUUGCAAUAGUUGCCACACAAAAUUUUAUUAGUCACGGAGAGUAUGAAGAUACUCUUGAAUUAGCCAGUACUCUACUAUAUGACAAAGAAGAUCUGAUACAUAAAGCAACCGGUUGGACCCUUCGUGAGAUGGGCAAGAUGUCAAAAGAAACACUCGUCAAGUUUUUGGAUCAGCACGCGCAGAACAUGCCAAGAAUCAUGUUGAGAUAUAGUAUAGAAAAAUUUUCGGUACAAGAACGUAAAUUAUACAUGAAUAUUGGCAAAAAAUCAUGA